Molecule: messenger RNA, 1710 nt
Organism: Penicillium waksmanii
Lineage: Eukaryota; Fungi; Ascomycota; Eurotiomycetes; Eurotiales; Aspergillaceae
Product: Leucine Rich Repeat domain protein
Exons: 6
Coding region: 1-1710 (569 amino acids)
Molecular function (GO): Hsp90 protein binding
Source: RefSeq, a predicted model, not a curated record
AUGCGGUCCACCCCGUCGGCCUUGCAUUCGCAGGGCCAGAAGCUCUAUCAAAAAGGGGACUUCAAGGCGGCCAUCUCGGCGUUUACAGAGGCCUUGAAGCAGAAGGAUGCCGACUCCGUGGGUAUCUUGGACAACCGAGCCGCAACAUACUGUAAACUGGAGCAGUAUGACCAGGCGCGCCGAGAUGCAAAACAUAUGAUUAAACAAGCCAAGGAGGAUGAACGGGGUUACUUGCGAUGUGCCAAAGUUCUCCUACUUGAAGCUAAACCAGACAAAGCAUUGGAGAUCUAUGCUUAUGGUCUCAAAGUGCUUCCAAAUGGACACCCUCGUCGCGAGACGAUGGAGCAACUGCACAAGAAGCUCGAAGAUCGAAUGAACCUGAACAGGAAAGAUCCUUUUACAAUGCUUCCUCUGGAAAUUGCAGCGCUCGUUAUCCAGCACUUUUCAUUCAAAAAUAUUGUGGGUAUUCUUCGAGUUUGCAAAAGCUGGGAGCGUUUUUUUGGCAACAUGCGCGAGCUCUGGAUGAAGAUAGAUCUGUCUGGGGCUCGCCAAAAGGUGCCAUGGACCGCCGUUAGGGCGUACAUCCGUCGCUCUCGGGGGUUGCUCACUCAUGCGACAUUCAAGAACCUCGCCUUGCCGUCGACGCCAAAAAGCAUCGAGUUCCUCAGCAGAUGUCCGCGUCUAGAGCAUCUCGAGCUUUGGGUCAACCACGACUUUAAGGAUAUCUUCCGAAGGUUUAAGGGCUGCAAGUCCUUGAAAAACUUCAUCUUAUCGGCAGAGGUUUCCGUGCCACAUAGCUGUCUUGAAAAGCUCUUGACCCAAUUCCCAAAACUCGAGCGGAUUGAACUGUGGAGUGUGAAGCAUUCCCCUCUUACUAUCGGCGAGGGGAAUUGGCCGCAAAGCCUUCCCAACUUGAGGAGCAUCACUCUGGCCACCCAGCAAGCGGUGUCGACUGCUCCACCAACCGCUCUCGUUAUUCCAAAUCUAGAUCAUAGUCUCACAGAUAUUCCGAACUACCCAAACCUACAAGAGCUGCGAUUGGAUUGGGAACCUCCAGUCUAUAGACCUUGGUUGUUCUUCCCCCCGGACGAUGCAAAUGAAGACCCGCCUAUUCAAUUCCCACCACUCAAGCGCCUCGAACUAAAUGGCUUGACGAUUGGCAGCAACUUCUGCUCAAUUUUACCAACUUCAAUUGAAUAUCUCAGCCUCAAAGGGGGAUCCUCAAGGUCAACUGCCAAUUUCUUCGACACCCAAAAGCUUGAGAAGCUCAGCACUCUUAUGCUGAAAGAUGCUGGCUGGGUGAACGUUACUACAGCCACUUUCAUGAUCUGUGGCACCCAAGCACCUCUCCGAGUCUUGCAUAUCGACGAAUGUUUCAAUCUGUCGGACGGAUGCUUCAUGGAAGUGCUGCGGUAUGCAAGCGAACACAACCCGGAAGUUUUCAACUUGACUGAGCUGAGUCUUGUACAAAUGCAAGGCUUUGACGAUUCUUUCAUGAAUCGUGUCUGUGUACAGUUUCCAAAACUGAAAGUCUUGAAUCUUUCAAAAACCCGGAUCACGGGCUGCACUAUCCGCGAUCUCGCUGAUGCGAGAUCAAAUGAGUCUUCCGAGCUACCAAGCUUGGACCGCCUCUGUGUCCGGGGUUGCGAGAGUGUCUCUUCUGACGCGGUCACCUAUGGCCGUGAACGUGGGCUAGACGUUAUCACUUGA